Messenger RNA from Drosophila serrata, 1642 nucleotides. RefSeq names its product Troponin T, skeletal muscle (gene up). Gene Ontology annotation, cellular component: troponin complex. Gene Ontology annotation, biological process: regulation of muscle contraction; muscle contraction; sarcomere organization. The record is from RefSeq and is a predicted model, not a curated record. NCBI's taxonomy places the organism in Eukaryota, Metazoa, Arthropoda, Insecta, Diptera, Drosophilidae. Gene Ontology annotation, molecular function: tropomyosin binding.
CUCAGAUCGUCAGUCUGUUUAGUCGAACCGCAGCAUUCGCUCCUACGACGUCAGCUGCUCGGACUUUAGUUGAGAUUUCAAUUUGUUUCUUUCUCCCUAAGUUUUUUCAACCCUAAACCGUAAUCAUGUCCGACGAUGAAGAGUACACCAGCUCCGAGGAGGAGGAGGUUGUCGAGGAGACCCGCGAGGAGACAAAACCACCUCAGACACCAGCCGAAGGAGAGGGCGACCCAGAGUUCAUCAAGCGUCAGGACCAGAAGCGCUCCGACCUCGAUGAGCAGCUGAAAGAAUACAUCAGCGAGUGGCGCAAACAGAGAUCCAAGGAGGAGGAUGAGCUGAAGAAGCUGAAGGAGAAGCAGGCCAAGCGCAAGAUCUCGCGUGCCGAGGAGGAGCAGAAGAUGGCUCAGCGCAAGAAGGAGGAGGAGGAGCGCCGCGUCCGCGAGGCUGAGGAGAAGAAGCAGCGCGAGAUCGAGGAGAAGCGCAUGCGUCUCGAGGAGGCCGAGAAGAAGCGUCAGGCCAUGUUGCAGGCCAUGAAGGACAAGGACAAGAAGGGACCCAACUUCACCAUUGCCAAAAAGGAGGCAGGCGUGUUGGGACUCUCGUCCGCCGCCAUGGAACGCAACAAGACUAAGGAACAAUUGGAGGAGGAGAAGAAGAUCUCGCUGUCGUUCCGCAUCAAGCCCUUGGCCAUCGAAGGAUUCGGCGAGGCCAAGCUGCGCGAGAAGGCCCAGGAGCUGUGGGAGCUCAUCGUUAAAUUGGAAACUGAGAAGUAUGACUUGGAAGAAAGGCAGAAACGUCAGGACUACGAUUUGAAAGAGCUGAAGGAAAGACAGAAGCAACAGCUCAGGCACAAAGCCUUGAAGAAGGGUCUCGACCCGGAAGCUUUGACUGGCAAAUACCCGCCCAAGAUUCAAGUCGCCUCCAAAUAUGAGCGACGUGUGGAUACACGCUCAUACGACGACAAGAAGAAGCUCUUCGAGGGUGGCUGGGAUGAGAUCUCCAAGGACUCGAACGAGAAGAUCUGGAACGAGAAGAAGGAGCAAUACACCGGCCGUCAAAAAUCCAAACUGCCAAAGUGGUUCGGCGAGCGACCAGGCAAGAAGGCCGGUGAGCCCGAGACACCCGAGGGUGAGGAGGAUGCCAAGGCCGAUGAGGACAUCGUUGAGGAUGAUGAGGAGGUCGAGGAGGAGGUCGCCGAGGAGGAGGAAGAGGAGGCCGAGGAGGAUGAGGAGGAAGAGGAGGAGGAAGAGGAGGAGGAAGAGGAAGAGGAGGAGGAAGAGGAGGAGGAAGAGGAGGAGGAGGAGGAGGAGGAAUAGACCAGUCCACUAUCCGCCACAAUCCACCGUGUGGGCCAUGGCCAAACGGCCAAUGGACCCAACCACCACGCGAGCUCUCUCUUUCCUUCACAACUUUUUCGUAAAAACAAACACUACAUUUAAAUACCAAAGCCAAAACAUUUUAAUAAAAGUAAAAGAAUGAACUAAAUAGUUAUGAUGAUAUCUUAGCUUAUUCGCCCAACAUCAACAACAAAUACUUGCUAUUCAAAAAAACCAAAUUGAACUUCUUUUCUAUUGAACUUAUCGAAUUGAAACCCAAGAAAUGUACGAUUUCUUUCAAAUAAAACAUUAAAUAACAACACCAA